This is a messenger RNA of Daldinia caldariorum, 1709 nucleotides long. RefSeq names its product major facilitator superfamily protein. The transcript is spliced from 2 exons. Bases 1 to 1647 code for a protein of 548 amino acids. Gene Ontology annotation, biological process: transmembrane transport. Lineage: Eukaryota; Fungi; Ascomycota; Sordariomycetes; Xylariales; Hypoxylaceae. The record is from RefSeq and is a predicted model, not a curated record. Gene Ontology annotation, molecular function: transmembrane transporter activity.
AUGUCAUCGUAUACGACAGAUGGUGAAGAGAAGCCCCUUGGUGGCGCCGAACAGGCGAACCACAACCCGGAGAUCCAAGAGUAUCCCAGCUCUCAAAAGAGGAUUGUCAUUAUGGUGGCACUGUAUUUGGCAAUUUUCUUAGUUACUCUGGACCAAAACAUCAUAUCGACGGCUAUUCCUAGCAUAACCAACGAGUUCAAAUCUCUAGACGAUAUUGGCUGGUACGGGUCGGCGUAUCUACUCACGAUGUGUGGCCUCUCACUUGUCAUGGGCAAGGUUUAUAAAUUCUACCCAGCCAAGCCUCUCUUUCUAGCUGGUUGCUUCCUAUUCGAGGUUGGCUCAGCUAUCUGCGGCUCUGCCCCUAACUCGACUGCUUUCAUCUUCGGUCGUGCCAUUUCUGGAAUAGGGUCGUCAGGCCUGUUUUCGGGAGUGAUGGUUAUUCUAUUCUACACCGUCCCGUUGCAGCAGCGACCAAUCUACCAAGGUGCUUUCGGAGCCAUCUUCGGAAUCGGCUCGGUUGUCGGUCCCCUAAUAGGAGGCAGCUUUACCGACAGGGUAACGUGGAGAUGGUGUUUUUAUAUCAAUCUUCCUGUCGGUGCGGUAUCGAUGAUUGUCACUACGUUGUUCCUACACUUACCCAAUCAGAAGCUUGACGCAAAGGCAACAGGUUGGGUUGAGAAGGUCAAACAGCUAGACCCUAUCGGCAACCUUAUCUUCCUUCCAGGAAUCGUCUGCUUGAUCUUGGCUCUUCAAUGGGGAGGGACUGUAUAUCCUUGGAACAGCGCUCGCAUCAUCGUCCUUUUGGUCCUUUGCGGUGUUCUUUGCAUCGCCUUCAUCGGUGUUCAGGCUUGGAAGAAAGAAGGCGCAUCCAUUCCCCCUCGUAUCAUCAAGCAGCGUAGUAUCGUCGCCGCCCUCUGGUAUGGAUUUUUCAAUGGUUCCGGAAUGAUGGUCUUGACCUACUAUCUUCCUAUCUGGUUCCAAGCGAUCAAAGGCACCGAUGCCAUUGGUUCUGGAAUUAUGAUGAUUCCUAUAGUCCUGUCAACAGUUAUCGGCUCUAUACUGGCUGGCGUCCUAGUCUCUAAGCUUGGGUACUAUUCCCCUUUCUUCCUAAUCAGUUCCGUCAUGAUGCCAAUAGGGGCUGGCCUUUUAUCGACGUUUACUCCAUCCACCAGUGAGGGGAAGUGGAUCGGCUAUCAGAUAAUCUUCGGAGUUGGUCUUGGGAUGGGAAUGCAGCAGCCAAUGAAUGUUGUGCAAACGGUCUUGGACAGGCCAGAUAUCGCAACUGGGACAGCAAUCGUAACAUUUUCACGCUUCCUCGGUUCAUCUAUAUUCCUGCCAGUUGCCGAGAACAUCUUCCUGAACAGCUUCAUUUCAAAACUCUCUAAUAUUCCCAAUAUCGAUCCUAGUUCGGUUACCGGAAGCGGUGCCACUGGACUGAGAAACUUGGUUUCUGGUAGUGAGCUGACGACCCUUCUCUCCGACUAUAACGCAGCGAUAGUUGAUGUCUUUUAUAUGGUGAUAGCGACAAGCGGCAUUACUCUAUUCGGCAGUAUUUUUGUGGAAUGGCGCAGUUUAAAAGCCCGCGCUCAAGAACAGGGCGGUCAGAAUAAGCUAGGGGAGCCAGCAAAGGGUCGUGAAUCUGUGUAACUAGUAUUGCUGUAGAUUAUAUCUCUCUCAUCAUCCUAUACACAUCUUACCUCUAAUAUAUC